This is a messenger RNA of Pseudophryne corroboree (corroboree frog), 3363 nucleotides long. It is a transcript of the gene CDH15, whose product is annotated as cadherin 15. The transcript is spliced from 15 exons. The coding region runs from base 227 to 2605 and encodes 792 amino acids. NCBI's taxonomy places the organism in Eukaryota, Metazoa, Chordata, Amphibia, Anura, Myobatrachidae. Gene Ontology annotation, cellular component: plasma membrane; adherens junction; catenin complex. Gene Ontology annotation, molecular function: cadherin binding; calcium ion binding. The record is from RefSeq and is a predicted model, not a curated record. Gene Ontology annotation, biological process: cell-cell junction assembly; calcium-dependent cell-cell adhesion; adherens junction organization.
GUGCCGGAGAUGGUGAGAGAUGCUGAGAGCUGGGGGUGCGCUCAUUUGCCUCUCGUAUGUUCUUUACCUCAGGAUAAAAACAUAUAGAACCUGUCCCGCAUCCCGGCCCCCAUCACAGCUGUGUACAGGAUAUAUCUGCGUCUGGCCCUGACGGAGUUAACUGACUAAAUAUUACCAGCCACGGUGAUAUCAUCUGAAUAUUGUGAGAGAACAUCGCAGCAAGAGAAUGGGAGCCUGGGCACUACUGGCCAUGUGCGUUCUGAUACCCUUCUGCUGCCAGGUCAUCGGCGUAACAUCACAGGAUGAGCUCGCACAAGAUGUCCGCAUUUUGUAUCCAUGGCAACAGCGAGACAUAUUAGCUACUAAGAUGCAAAGGUUUAAAAGAGCCUGGGUGAUUCCAACAAUAUCCGUCUCCGAGAAUUUAAGAAACAUCCCCUCACAAGUAGUGCAGAUUAAAUCAGACAAGAAGCACCUAGGUAGCAUUAUAUACAGCAUCAAGGGCCCAGGUGUUGAUGAGGAACCCAAAGGAAUAUUUUCGAUUAAUAAAACAACUGGAAUUGUGUACCUUAACGCAGUGCUGGAUCGUGAGAAGAUUGAGCGCUUUAAGCUUUGUGCAUUUGCACUGGACAGUGAUGGAAUCCCCCUUGAAGACCCUACGGACCUACAGAUCGUCGUUCUUGAUCAAAAUGACAAUCGCCCAGUGUUUUUACAGACAGUGUUCAAAGGAUAUGUGCUGGAGAAUGCGAUACCCGGAACCCUGGUUAUGAAGGUGAUAGCCACAGAUGCAGAUGACACAAACACAGACAACGCUCAGCUGAAAUAUUCCAUUAUUGAGCAGGAGAGACCGGAGAUAUUCAGCAUUAACCAGGACACGGGUGAAAUCAGGACUGUCCAAGUCGGACUGGACAGAGAAGUGGUGGGAUCAUACAACCUCACUGUACAGGUGGCCGAUAUGAUGGGGAAGGGUCUAUCCAGCACAGCUAGAGCAAUUAUUGCCAUAGGCGACCUCAAUGAUAACCCACCUGAGUUUACGCAAGAUGAGUUCCUCAUGGAGGUGCCUGAGCAGAGCAGUGGUAUGGAUAUUGGGAGAGUAAGCGUAACAGACCGAGACCUCCGUGGCUCCCCCAAUUGGUUGGUGCAAUACUCUAUCAUCAGUGGAGACCCUCAGGGUGCAUUCUCGAUUCGCACAGAGCCCCAGACCAAUGAGGGAAUUCUUUCCGUUGUCAAGCCACUAGACCACGAGACAAAGGGCAUACACAACUUGACAGUGACUGCUCAGAAUGAGGUCCAGCUCAUCGCCUCGGUCCCCCACACAUUCCGCUCCCAAGCACUGGUCAAGGUCAUUGUAAAGAACCUAAAUGAACCACCAGUCUUCUCGGAGAACCCCAUGGUGGUGAGAGUGAAAGAGAGGAUUAUGCCGGGAAGUGUCAUUGGUGCUUAUACUGCAAUAGAUCCAGACAUCAGCCUGGUCCAGGAGAUCAGAUACUCGCUUAUCUCUGACCCGGCAAACUGGCUGCUGUUGGAUGGACAGUCUGGGCAGAUAGGCACCAGAUUCAGCAUGGACCGAAAGUCACCGUUUCUACAGGGAGGGUGGUACACAGCGCUGAUCGCUGCCAGCGACAACGCCAUCCCAUCACUGAGCGCUACAGGGACACUAUCCGUGGAAGUGCUGGAACAGAAUGACCACGCUCCAGUCCUGCAGCAGCACUCCGGGGAACUGUGUAGCACUCCGCACCAUGGCCACGGUAUCCUGCUGAGUGCCACGGAUGAAGACCUGCCCCCUCAAUCCUACCCGUUUCAUUUCCAGCUGGAUCAGUCCUCAACAGCGCUGACAUAUAACUGGAGCAUCAGUGUUGUCAAUGGUACCCAUGCAAUGCUGGAACUACUGAACGAAGUGCGAGAAGGGGUUUACAUCCUGCCCUUGCUGGUGUCGGACUCUGGCGACCCACCACUGGCGCAGCUGCAUGUGCUGAACGUGACCGUGUGCCGCUGCGAUGUGGUAGGCAUCUGUCGUGGCAGCGCAGCCGCUCUCUUCAGUUCUGGAACAGGGAUCAGCCUGAGUGCCCUCAUCAUUAUCCUGUGCAGCGUGGCCCUCUUAUUGGUGCUGGCUCUGCUGCUCCUUCUGUUUCGUUGUACAUCCGGUCACCCCGCACACAAGAGUUUGCUGUCUGAGUCUGAAGACGAUGUACGAGACAAUAUAUUCAACUACAAUGAGCAGGGAGGAGGAGAAGAGGACCAGGACGCCUAUGAUAUGAAUCGUCUCAGGAACCCGGCCAUGUCUGUGCCGCCAUCACCACGCCUAAAGCCCCCAAUCCGGAGAGACGCCCCCUACAGCCAGACAAUUCCCCGCUACCCUCGGAGACCAGCUGACCGUCCUUCCGACAUUGGAGACUUCAUACAAGACGGGUUACAAGCGGCAGAUUCCGAUCCCAGUGUCCCACCGUAUGACACAGCACUAAUUUAUGAUUACGAAGGAGAGGGCUCUGUGGCUGGAACCCUGAGUUCCAUCCUAUCUAGCGAAGGUGAUGUAGACCAGGAUUAUGACUAUUUGCAAGACUGGGGACCCCGCUUCCGUCGGCUAGCAGACAUGUACGGCCACCAGUGACUUUACUAGGACCAGGCCAAAGAUUCCCAUGGCAAGACUUUAAACCUCCAUCUUACGCUUAAACUGGAGAGUCGACCUAAGUUUUUAUCUAUUGGGGAACAAUGAUUGCUAGAAGCCUUGAUGAAGAUGUUCCACAACAAUCUCUGUGUGUAUAUAUUCAUGCUGGGUUCCAUAAUGAUCGAUUUUAACAUAUUGCUGAGAUAGCUAAAGCACAAUCAGAAAGACGGCUGGUGGGAAAGAUACUGUACUUCUGCAUGGUCCACGGAAAGAGGACCAAUCCAUGCAUUUAAAAAAAAUUGUUUACAGUAGAUACGAGACCUAAAAAUGUUUUUUUCAAAUUUGUAAGAUGUGACAGUAGAGCAGGAGUGGGACCAUCAUGUGUAGACAAGACUGAAAGGAUAUAACGUUAUGUAGACAACUGGUUUGCCAGUGAAGGAAAGGUUGGGUGACUACCUUGCAGUAGAAGGGUUGGGAUGUUAUGGCUCUGACUUGGAUGUACAAAAUGUAGUGAGAGGGACAGAGAAUAGGGCAGAGAGCUGAAGGCGCUGGUUAGCAAUGGAGAUGUUUUUAAUGGACUGGAUUCAGGAUAUAAUUAUUUAUCAUGAAGGAAUAAAGUAAAACUGGAGUGGAUUGUUGAGCAUGUGGAUCCUGGGACUGUCAUAAUUACGACACGAGACUUUAUGGAAAAGGUCCAGAGUCACCGAACUCUCUGAUAAUUCCACUUUUUAUACCUGUAAUUAAAGUUGUCUUUGAGUCAA